Penicillium canariense is the source of this 2724-nucleotide messenger RNA. Its product is annotated as transcriptional regulator family TF. Lineage: Eukaryota; Fungi; Ascomycota; Eurotiomycetes; Eurotiales; Aspergillaceae. The record is from RefSeq and is a predicted model, not a curated record. The transcript is spliced from 9 exons. Bases 1 to 2724 code for a protein of 907 amino acids.
AUGGCGACCAAAGCAGCUUUCAAGCGGCUCACUCGGGAGUAUCAAAACAUCCAAAAGAACCCACCGCCAUUUAUUAUCGCUCAUCCGUCUGAGACAAACAUUCUCGAAUGGCACUAUAUCUUGACCGGCCCCCCUGGUACCCCAUAUGAGAAUGGACAAUACUGGGGUACCCUGAUGUUCCCUCCCGAGUAUCCGUUUGCCCCCCCGGCCAUCCGCAUGCACACUCCUAGCGGCCGGUUCCAACCGUCCACACGACUCUGCCUGAGCAUCAGCGACUUCCACCCGAAAUCCUUCAACCCUGCAUGGGAAGUGUCGACCAUCCUGAUCGGACUCCUUUCUUUCAUGACCAGUGAAGAGAUGACCACCGGCAGUGUCAGCGCCUCCGAAAGUGAGCGCAGAGUGCUUGCGGCUCGAUCGCGGUGGUGGAACUCCACGGGUGGCGGCUCGCACGCCAGCGCCACUCCGGGUGUGACGAAGACGUCCAAAGGAAUCAAUAAUGUCAAGGCGGGAGAUGGCGGCUUGAAGUUCCGCACGGAAUGGCCUGAACUGGAUCAGGAGAACUGGGCUUGGAUGAAGGAGCACCGAAUCGACACCAACACCGGCCAGAUCCUCCCCGACCCCAACGCCCCCGCCAAGUGCUCCCCAGAGACCAGUGCACUCCGCCGACGGCCUAACGGCAGUGCUCCAGGCAUUGGCGCCAUGAUGGAAGGUGGGCAUGUGGCUCGGGAGGCCGGACAGGGCUGGGCUCGACGGAACCGACUGUGGAUCGGGCUGGCUGUGCUGUUCGGCUAUGCGCUGCUGUCACGGCUUAUUCGCAAGAUUCGCAAGAUUCGUCAGAUCUCAUGUCCUAUCGUCUACUCUGCUCUCACCGGCGAUAUUGUGGCGAUUGGCCACGGCGGGCCGUUACACCGGCCAUCACCGGAUCGGCCCAUUGGGGCGCUCAAUCGGGCUGGUGCUCGCCCCGCAUUGUCAACCUUCGCAUCGGGUGCUCGACCUUCCCAUUCAGAUGCACCCUCGACGUCCGCAGCGCCGCUGGAUCGGCCAUCAUUCACCUUCAUUGAUCACCACGAUGAUUUGACAUCCAAGAGAAUCAAGGAUGUCAAUGCCCGCAAGGCCAUCCGCUCUCAUGUCAUGCGCGACGUGCGCCGUCGUGAGAGGCUGGCUGGGCUGAAGCGAACGUCCAGGCGCGACAACCGGGACCGGGGUCAGCUGGCGACCGCGAAAUCCCAAUGUAAAGCGGUCGAAGAGCCAGAAGGGCGAACGUUGGUUCUCCGAGCAGCUUCCCACUCGUCCGCUUCUUCGUCUACCGUUGACAGCGAAUCUGGCGACGGUUUUGUGUCUUCCAAGCAGCGACAAGGCCGGCCGGCGAGAUGGAGUGCGGGUUACCCAUGUGUAUCCCAACUGAGUCCCAACCCGCGGUCUCUACCCAAUUCUUGGUUCCUCGAUCCCUUUUGUUCGCUGCCGGGGACCAGUGAGCUCCCUUCGAUGGUUGCACAUCUUGUAUACUACUGGAAAUCUGUCUUUAUACCGAUUACCUUUCCCGGUGAGCUCAAGGGUCAAGAGACCCAAGAGGUAGAAUUGAUGGUGCGGUCUUCUUUUUCAGAUCCUGGCAGCUUCUUCGGUCUGAUGAGCAUGUGUGCGGCACAUCGGGCCAUUCUUUCAGUCGAUCGCUUUGAUGUCUUGAACUCCAGUCGCUCGGUCGCCACUGACCCUGAUUACUGUAUCAUGAAAGCAAAAACCAUUCGAGAAAUGAAUGCCAAGAUGCGCGACCCUAAACGAUCGCUGAGCGAUGAAGCAUUUGACACCAUCGUGAAUCUCCUCUCUGGUUCGCUAAUUGCCGGGUUGUUUGAUGAAGCUCGAAUCCACUUGACUGGUCUCAGACGCAUGGUAGAGCUACGCGGUGGGAUUACAGAUGAGAGCAUCCGCUCCGCUUCGAUGUGGUUUGCGAUAAUCAUGACUGAUGUCAAAGCCGCUUCUGGCCUGCUGGUCAAGCCAGUCUUCCCUCUCACUUGGGAUGCUCAGCCAGUGCCUCCGGCUAUCCAGCAGCGAGUCCAGCCGCCCGCUUCCUCGCUAGCUCACCAACUUGGCUCCGGGUUUUUCUCCAACAUGUUGCUGAGCUCCCAACUGAUCCGCAUCAUGCAUAUGAUACUGGAUGUCAUUUAUUACGGUAUCGCUGUGCAAUCAAAUCCUGAGGCCAUCCAGCCGACAGACCACCGUUUAUUCCGAGUGCUCAACUGCGAAGCAGAACAUCAGCUGCUAAGUUAUAUAUAUCCCGAAAAUUGCGGACCUGCCAACACCUCCCAGCUCAUCCUGAACAUUCACCCCAUCGAAGCAGUGACGCGUGUGGCUUCUAUUCGCUUUCUCAACAACUUUUUAAUCGUCUCUCCCCCUUCAUCAGGUCUCGGCCGGGCCAUCACGAAACACCUUGUCUCUGCCGUAAACGGCUGCCCGCUUUCUCUUCUUCUCACCAUGCCGAAAGAAAAUUGUGCUCUAUUUGCCUGGGCCAUGUUUAUUGGGGCGCACGGAUCAUCCGGCCGGCCCGAGAGACCCUGGUUUGUGGAGCGGCUAGCCCGCGUCGCAAUGAUUUGUGGAUGGCAAAACUGGGAGCAGGUCUCAAGGAUUCUGUCUGAUUACUUUUUUAUACCGGCUAUCCAUGGCACGGAUUGGAAAUCUAUCUGGGAUGAAACUAUGGCAGGGUUUGUAAUCCCGGCAGAUGAAUCGUGA